UCCAACUGCCCACCUGAGAGCUCUGUCCGACUACGUCAGGACUCUGAAGAACAUCAACAUGUGAGCAGUCUCUAGGAGAUUGAACAGACCAUACCGCCACGAACCACAGCAAUUGGCCUGACGCCGACUCAGACAAUCCUCUCUCUUUGGCCUCUCAUAGCUUUACCUCCCUCAUACCUGUCAGGUCAAUUGAGACCUGGCAGUGAAGCCGUUGAGAUGACGUUCCCCACCUCAAGCGACGACAAUGGCUUCGGCCCAGACGUCGUCGGGCCUCCCGACUAUCAGAUCCCACAACCGCAGCUCACACUCCUUCAGCGCCUUCUCUUCCGCAAUGGGGAGAACUACUCUAACAAUGUGAAAAAGAUGCUCGACACCGCUGCCGUAGGCUUGGGCCGCCAACCCACCCAGGAUGAGGUCAACAUCCUCAGCCAACUAGCUUACAAAGAAGCCGCAACCACAGCCUGGGCUGUCCCCGUCUCCGUCGCGUUAGGCGGGUUCUUGACCUGGAAAACCCGCGGCACCUACCGCUUCCCCUUUUGGCAACCCAAAUUUAUCAAAUUCACUCCCGAUGCCUUUCCAAGUGCCUCUAGGCCCAUUCUCCAAGGUCGUCGCGCGAACCGGAUGUGGCACAACCUGAGGUUUGGAGCAUACAUGUUCCUCACCAGUCUCGGCAUUGGCCCUUUCGUCGCCUCAUAUGCCACGUCAGUGGCCAUGGCAUCCGCCGCUCGCGAUGAACGCCUGAACCAGUUCCGCAAGGACAUGAAGCCGGACAGGCUGGUCCAGAUGACCGCCGACCAGAUGCCAUCACCUCUCUUGAAGCGCCAGCGUCAGCAAACUGCGGAAGCCAUCAGGCGACUCGAAGAGUCGCUGGCCUCGAUAGGCACGGAUGAGCAAGUGGCCCAGAGAGUUCAACCUCAGAACUUGGAGAUGUUUCUUGAAAAGACUCGGGAAGUAAGACCGCAAUAUCGGAAGAAGAUUGAAGAGUAUCGAAAGAUACUGGCCCACAUUGAUGCAGUCCUCGAAAAGAGGGGCGAAGGCGGUAGCGCUGGGGACGACGGGUCAGCCCAGAACAGGGACUACGAGACACUUUCUGCUUCGAGCUCUACAGGAGACUACAGUUUACCAUCGGAGCCCAACUACUCUUCUCCGACAAGCUACUCAAGAGAUCCGCCAUCUUCCGAAGGCCGGUCAGGAUGGGGCUCGGGUCAGCAGAGCUCGUCUCCCCAGCGAAGCAGCAGCAGCAGCAGACCUUCAGACGACCUGGACUACGACGACGCAUCGCCUCUUUCACCCGCCGCGAGGUCCCAAGCAUCAUCUCCCCCUAGCACCGGCUCAGCAUGGGACCGUUUGAGACAAGCCUCGAGACAGCCCCCGCGAUCUUCUGGAAAUGCCGACCAAAGCCAACAGGGCGAAGCCAAGGGUGCCGAUUACUAUGCCUAUGACGCCGCUGACAAAGAGAGGAAUGCGGAGAAGGAUAAGGCCCAGGCCGAGUUUGAUGCGAUGCUCGAUCGGGAAAGAAGGGGUAACGCGGGGCAGGGCAGCGAACGGAAUAGCCGAUGGUGAUAUGUACUACUAUUGUAUGUAAUGGCGAGAUUGUUACGGUCAGGACUAGGAGUGAUUGUUGCAACGUCAGACUUGUAUACUUGUAUGAAUAUCAACUGAAUUCAAGCUUGUACCGUUUCCUGAGGCUCCAUCAGGCCACAACUAUGCCAGAGGAAGGAG
Messenger RNA from Colletotrichum phormii, 1722 nucleotides. RefSeq lists its product as uncharacterized. The record is from RefSeq and is a predicted model, not a curated record. NCBI's taxonomy places the organism in Eukaryota, Fungi, Ascomycota, Sordariomycetes, Glomerellales, Glomerellaceae. The transcript has a single exon. Bases 217 to 1563 code for a protein of 448 amino acids.